This is a messenger RNA of Suillus subalutaceus, 654 nucleotides long. Its product is annotated as P-loop containing nucleoside triphosphate hydrolase protein. NCBI's taxonomy places the organism in Eukaryota, Fungi, Basidiomycota, Agaricomycetes, Boletales, Suillaceae. The transcript has a single exon. Gene Ontology annotation, molecular function: GTP binding. The annotation marks the transcript as partial. The record is from RefSeq and is a predicted model, not a curated record.
AGAAAUGUCGUCAUCUUCGGCGAGAGUGGCUCAGGGAAAAGUUCAGUCAUCAAUGCAAUAACGCAAACCCAGCUUGCGGAGACAUCUAGUGAUGCGACGGGUUGUACUUUCAGUUAUCAAUGCUACCCAGUCGAAAUCUCUGGCCAGAGAUAUGUCCUGUUCGACACCGCAGGUCUUAAUGAGGGGAGUACUGGCGCAGUGCCGGCGGCGAAGGCGGAAAAGGAGUUGAAGAGGCUGCUACGUGGUCUCAUGAGCCCUGGGUCGGAUGGCAUCGGCCUUCUGGUAUACUGCGUGCGCAGCACGAGAGCCCGUCAGGCCCUCAUUCGCAACUACAAUCUUUUCUACUCUGUGAUCUGUCGGAAGAAGGUCCCGAUCGUCGUUGUCGUCACAGGGUUGGAGAACGAGACCGAUAUGCAGGGUUGGUGGUAUGCAAAUGCCAAGGAGUUCAAGAGUCGUGGCAUGUAUUUCCAAGACCAUGCUUGCGUCACGACGCUUCACAAACACGCAGGCAUCUCAGACGUCUUCAAUUGUCGUAUCGCAGAGUCUCGCGGAAUCGUGCGCAACCUUGUCGUCAAUAACUGCUCGGAAUGGGCGGUCGACAACACCUGGUUCAAGCAGUCUUUUGCAGAUGCGCGAUACGUGAUGAGGCAUAAC